Micropterus dolomieu (smallmouth bass) is the source of this 558-nucleotide messenger RNA. Its product is annotated as feline leukemia virus subgroup C receptor-related protein 2-like. Gene Ontology annotation, molecular function: heme transmembrane transporter activity; heme binding. Gene Ontology annotation, biological process: heme export. NCBI's taxonomy places the organism in Eukaryota, Metazoa, Chordata, Actinopteri, Centrarchiformes, Centrarchidae. Gene Ontology annotation, cellular component: membrane. The record is from RefSeq and is a predicted model, not a curated record.
GUUCUUCAUGACAGGCUACCUGCCGCUGGGCUUUGAGUUUGCGGUGGAGCUGACCUACCCAGAGUCAGAGGGAACCUCAUCCGGACUACUCAACUGUUCGGCACAGGUGUUUGGCAUUAUAUUCACCAUCUGCCAGGGGAAGAUCAUCGACAGCUUUGGCACACUUGCAGGAAACAUCUUCCUCUGUGUCUUUCUUCUAAUCGGUACAAUAAUGACAGGUUUAAUCAAGUCUGAUCUACGGAGACAAAAUGCAAACCUUCUGGCCAAAGCCAAAGCAACAGCAAAAAUGCAUCUGCCUGCGUAAACCUCUCUCCCAGACACCUUAAGAGACGCAAUGGCAACCGACGCUAUUACCCAUGGGUUUUAGCCUCCUCAUCAGGGUGUCUGCCUCCCAUACUCAAGGUCACUGGUUCAAGUCAGAAUCGUGCACUAUAAUUUGGGUCCAGUUACACCUGCAGAUGCUUACAUGUUUAGAAAUGUAUUCGCAGACAUAAUAUACAGUGGGUACGGAAAGUAUUCAGACCCCUUUAAAUUUUUCACUCUGUUUCAUUGCAGCCA